AUUUAAAAAAUUAAUAUUCAUCAUUGAUUUGUAUAGUAGUCUGCCAUCUGCUAUCCUUGAAACGAGACAUUUUAUUCGAAGAAGACUUGGUAAAAUAUAAGCGGGCACUAAGAAGUUUUAUUCUAGGUAUUUUUAGAUUGCUUAACUCGGAUCACGGUAUAUUUAUUAUCUAAAAUGGACAAGAGACUAUUGAAUGUCAGCGUAUUGGGAUUAGGUUUUAUGUUUGUUUUCACUUCUUUUCAAACCGUCAGCAAUGUCGAGAAAACUGUAUUGAAAGGUAUUGAAAAAGAAAAUCCUUCGUUUACCGGUGACGGAUAUACGAGUCUAUGCAUCAUUUAUGGAGUGUUUGCCGUGUUCAACUGGUUGGCUCCGGCAAUUAUCAAUGUGAUCGGAAGUCGGAAGUCAAUAUACUUAGGGUCAAUAUGUUACGUGGCCUUUUUGACGCCAUUUAUUUGGCCGUCCACUAUUCUACUGUACACUAUGUCUGCGGUGAUAGGUUUCGGCACGUCAAUUAUCUGGACUGGACAGGGAACUUACCUCACUCUAAACUCAGACCCGUCAACCAUAUCUAGAAAUUCCGGCAUAUUUUGGGCUAUGUCGAAUAUCAGUAUUUGUGUUGGAAAUAUGUUUAUGAUAUUGGUGCUUCGUGAUAAGAGCGAUUUGGAUGAAACGGUCAGGCGUUUGGUGUUCACCGUGUUGGCUGUGGUGUGCGCUUUUGGCACAUUGAUUUUGAUCGUUUUGCGGCCGUCGUUAGACGCCGAAGGAAGGGAAAACGAAGUGAAAAAAGGUGUAAUGGCGGUGAACCCCAAACAAGAACUGAAAGCCUCGAUGAGACUUUUGCUGACCACAGAUAUGAGCCUGCUGAGCAUAAUAUUCUUUUUUACAGGUCUGCACGUAUCUCUAUGCAGCGGCGUGUACACUUCGUGUAUCGCUUUCACAACGACCAUGGGCACCAACUCCAAACAACUGUUAGGUUACACGGGAAUCGUGAUUGGAGUCGGAGAAGUCCUUGGUGGUCUGUUGUGUAGCGUGCUGGGCAGAAAAUCGGCUAGCUCCAGCGCAAAUUUUAAUGGCUUAAGUCGUUCGGUUGUAAUAAUCACCAGUUUUUUCGUCAACGUUGUAGCGUAUGGAUUGAUCUUCGUAAACCUCCCAAAUGAUUCUCCCUUCGGCGACACUCACACUAAAUCAUUCAUCGAACCAAGACCGUAUUUGGCCAUUUUUUGUGGUUUUCUUCUGGGCUUAGGCGACAGUGGAUUCACAACACAAAUUUACAAUAUUAUUGGAGUAAAGUACUCGGAUAACAGCGCUUCUGCCACGUCAUUAUUUAUGUUUAUGCAUGCAAUAUCAGCGGCCAUCAGUUUUUUUUACAGUAACCAGUUUGGAUUGUACAUACAACUAUUCAUAUUGGCAACCACAAUGACCGUGGGCACUCUAUCGUUCCUUAAAGUAGAUGCAUCUAUUUUAGUUUAAUUAUAUUGAAAAACCAUUCAUAAAUUAUCACACGUGCGUUCAUGCACGUACAAUGUAUUAUGAUAAAAUAUGCAUAAGUGUAGUGCUUGAUCAAGGUUAUUUGAUAUCCAAAACAAAUUCAUUAAAAUAUUAUCGUCUCCUUUGAAAGUUUUUGGCUUUUUGGUUUUCUAUGUGAUUUUGUUGAUAACUCACUAACAACAAUUUUGAAAACUAAAGUUAUG
Molecule: messenger RNA, 1691 nt
Organism: Sipha flava (yellow sugarcane aphid)
Lineage: Eukaryota; Metazoa; Arthropoda; Insecta; Hemiptera; Aphididae
Product: UNC93-like protein MFSD11
Exons: 9
Coding region: 175-1470 (431 amino acids)
Source: RefSeq, a predicted model, not a curated record